This is a messenger RNA of Porites evermanni, 3822 nucleotides long. Lineage: Eukaryota; Metazoa; Cnidaria; Anthozoa; Scleractinia; Poritidae. The record is from the annotation of a GenBank genome assembly.
UUCACAUUUUAUAUCGCCAACAACAAAAAAUCACUGUCGCGCAUCAAAGAAAUGGCGAGGAUUAAAUUAGUCUUAUGCGUGUACUGCUGGUUUUGGUUCUCGCAAAUUAAUACAAUUCAAAGCGUCAUGGCCAAGGAAAAAAGCGAGAGUUUAAGCUAUGUGUUCACCAAAGGCGAUAUCAUCAUCGGAGGUCUUUCGCCAGUUCAUUUUUCUCCGACCGCGGACGAAGAACAGCAAAACCCGAAUUCAUUUACUUGCCAAGGAAGGUUAAACACUCGAGGAUUUGAGGCUGUUGAAGCGAUGCUUUUUACGAUGGACAUGCUAAAUGAAGGGCCACUUAAGAACCUUGUGCUACCAAAUAUCACCAUCGGAAUGGAUAUUAAAGAUACAUGCGGCAGUGCUGAUUACGCUGUUCGCGAGUCGCUCAAUUUCUCCUUUAUUCGUAACGCACACGCACCAGCGGGCCACUGCUCCGGAGGAACGCACCUCUCGCAGAAAAAAACUCAAACUAUUGCUGUGGUCGGUGCAGCCUACAGCGGCAUUUCAAUGGCGGUUACCAACCUCUGUGGGCUUUUUUACGUCCCUGUCGUCAGUUACGCGUCGACAAGUAGUCUUUUGAGUAACAAGGUUCGUUUCCGCUACUUUUUUAGAACAGUGCCUAAUGACAUGCUACAGGCAAAAGUGAUGGCUGAUCUAGUGCGCGCGAUGAAGUGGAACUAUGUGAUUGCCUUGGCAUCUGAUACCGAGUACGGGCGAUCUGGUAUAGAAGCGUUCAAACUCGCUCUCGCUAGUUUUGGAAACAGCUACGAUGUGUGUAUUCCCGUGGACGAACGUUUCACGCAGCGCUCGACUGAUCAGCACUUCGAGAGGAUCUUUAAGCAGAUGAAAGCGAACCCUAAAGCUCGAGUCGUGAUUAUGUUUGCACAAUUGCACGACGCCAAUAUCCUAAUGGGCAAGUUUCGUCGGCAUCAAGACAUGGCUAAUGAAAAAUACGUCUGGGUUGGCUCAGAUGCCUGGGCAGACUCGAUGCAAGUUUUAAAAGGCAACGAGAAAAUUCUCGAAGGCAGGCUACUUGGAGUGGUACCUGAAGUUGUUCAUAUUGAAGAAUUCGACACAUAUUUCAAGAGUUUUAAUGACAACAGGCGUAAGAGAAAUCCUUGGAUGAGAGAGUAUGAAUACUUAAAAGUAGCCCACAACCCUGUGUUUUUCAGACAGACGUUUAAGCACUACCCUAAGGCGCACUUUGUCAUGGACGCGGUGCUGUCAGUCGCUUAUGCCUUGCACGACACGCUGGGCUGCGAGCCGCACAAAGAUUGCUCGUCUAAAAUCACGGAAAAUCUCAUACAACAAAACUUUAGAAACUAUUUGCAAGAUGUGAGGUUUGCGGGAAAAUCUCGAAAGGAAUUUUCUUUCGACAAGCUUGGAGACGCGAUCGGAGUGUACGACAUUAAGCGUUUGGCGCUUCUUGAUGGCGGAAAUUAUGACUUUGUAAAAGUAGGAAAAUGGGGAUCGAAAAUAUGCGACGUGUUCGGCGCAAAUACCUCACUAUCUUCCUGUUUAGAUAUGGACUUGGACGUUUUGGAAACAAUGCACAAAAACCUGGAAAACCUCACAGAAAAGGGUGUCCCGUUUUCGACCUGCAGUAAAGCAUGCCUUCCAGGAUAUCACAAAAACCCAGAGAAAAAUCACGCUAAAUGCUGCUGGCAGUGUCGACCGUGCAGCGGGAACACAAUCACAAAUAAAACAAACAUGGAUGAUUGUAUUCCGUGCCGGAGAGGAUACUGGACAAAUCAAAAUCAUUCUCGCUGUGAACCGAUUGAGCCGACCACACUAAGCUGGAAUGACACUUUAGGCGUGAUAAUUAUCAGCUUCUCCGGGGUGGGGAUUUUGGCAGUCCUUUUCACUUUUGUGGUGUAUUAUAUUUACCGGGAGACUCCUGUGGUGAAGGCUUCCAGCAAAGAACUCUGUUAUAUCCUUCUAUUUGGAAUUGCCUGGUGCUAUCUGACGCCUCUCCUGUUCUUGGCUGAUCGCAACGACCAGAUCUGUCGUGCCAUUCCAUUUGUGGUCGGCACGUGCCCUUCAUUGAUUGCAGGAACUCUCUUGACCAAAACCAACCGCAUCUCCAGGAUUUUUAACCGGAAACUGUUGAAAACCGGAACACCAAGUUGCUUGUCGAAGAAAUGGCAGCUGCUAAUGGUGAUAUGCCUGGCUGUGGUAGAAUGCUUGAUCGGUGGGGGUUGCGUGUUUUUUAGCGAAACCGGAAGUAAGCUCUUGAUCUCGGAUACUAAGAAAGAGGUGCUAAAGCAGUGUAUAGGACUGCCAGAUAUCUGUACGGCGAUUUUCUGGGUCUACAACGCCGGUCUCGCGAUAACGUGCACUUACCAAGCGUUUCGUACGCGCAAAUUACCUGAGAACUAUAACGAAGCGAAAUUUAUCACCUUCACAAUUGUAAUAACGGGAAUUGUGGUGAUAAUUUUCAUUCCAACUUAUAUAGGAACAGAAGGGAUUUAUAGAACUACCAUUUUAUGUUUUGUGUUCAUCAUCGCUGGGUCCGUCACUCUCUCUUGCAUGUUCGUACCGAAGUUGUACAUUAUCCUCUGGAGACCCGAAAAAAACGUCCCGAUGCGUCCUCGCUCCUCGACAAUCCGCCUCGGGACGAUUUCGCCUUCAGCGUCCUUUGUAAGACGCUUGAGCGUCGACUCAAACGCGGAGAAAGUCGUUUUCGAAGGAAGAAAAAACCGAAUUAAUUCCUUGCCCGCGAUGGAGCUAGUCAACUCUUCUGUGGAGGGUGAAGCGCGAGAAAAGUUCAAGAAAACAAAGCGAUCUUUUUCCCUUAGCCCCGAUAUGUUGUCCAGGUAUCGAGGCGGUCCAGAGAGUAGCCCCGAGCGGGGACGCCCGGUAUUACCGGGUCGUCGACGGGGAAGCCUUCCCGGGUUUACCACUCCUGCGUCCAUGGAAAUGAUCGAAGAAGGGAAUGAAUUUGACCUGCAGGUCGAUGGGGGUCUAAGAACAGACGACGAUGUAUUCACUGACCUAUCACUCAACGAAGAAUUUGAGGAUCGCGAUGAUUCAGAAAACUGUCUAAACACUACUAAAAAAGAUUGCGAACAAAACCUUCACAAUAAUGAUGACCUGGAAAAAGGCUGUUCUAACUGCGAAAGUAGUUUUGUUUCUUUUAACGAGCUUCGUGGUAAUGGAAUCCCUACCACUUGUGCUAUCGAUAUGGACGACAAUUUUGCCGACAGGAUUCGAAAAGAACCAGAGCUUAAAACAAUAGAGUGCCUGAAAUGCGGAACUGCACUCAGCGAGGAUGAAUGCCAGACAGUACUCUUAUGGGAGGCUUUUUGUAAACAUUUAUCGCAGAAUGGACGAAAACAGAAAUACAACAUUGUACAGUCGACAGAUUUGGACUCUUCACAGCAAGAUAAGAACAGGAAACGGAAGUCGGGAAUUUCUGAUAUAGUGAAAAGUACUGACGGUUGCCAUAGGAAUAGGCAGGUGGACAUAAACGACAACAGGGCUGUGAAAAGGUUAAGAAAUUCCAGUUUUUACAAUUGCGAGUGGCUCAGUUUACCUUCGCUCCUGAGCUCUUUUUCUGAUGGAUUAAUUGAACAGAACGAUUUGACAAGUAGAACUGAACAGUUGUUGAAAAAACGCAACAAAUCACUUCGAGAUGCAAAGAACUUCAACCCUUUAAAGGAAAGAAACACCAUUACUACAGCUCAAACGAAUGGACGAGUUUGUCAUACUUUGCAAAAUGGCGGAACGGAAAGUGAGAUUGAUAAACUUCUCGGAGAAGAAGACGCUGAAACUGUACUGUAA